Molecule: messenger RNA, 1830 nt
Organism: Penicillium angulare
Lineage: Eukaryota; Fungi; Ascomycota; Eurotiomycetes; Eurotiales; Aspergillaceae
Exons: 1
Coding region: 1-1830 (609 amino acids)
Biological process (GO): nucleoside metabolic process
Molecular function (GO): catalytic activity
Source: RefSeq, a predicted model, not a curated record
AUGUCCUGUGUUCAAAAGAAGAAGUUCAGCGCUGAUGACUAUACAGUGGGCAUCAUUUGCGCAAUUCCGAAAGAACUUCUUGCAGUACGAACUUUAUUUGACGAGAAACAUGAAAAGUUGCGAACAGCAAAGGCUGACACAGUCCAUUAUUCACUGGGCCGAAUGGGAAGCCAUCUUGUGACAGCGGCUUGUCUUCCAUCCGGAGAAUAUGGUAACAACGCUUCCAGUGCAGUGAUACAAGAUAUGCGACGAACCUUCCCUCGACUUGAGUCUUGUUUAUUAGUAGGUAUCGGUGGAGGGGUCCCUUCACCUGACAAUGAUAUUCGACUAGGCGACGUGGUUGUCUGCCAUCCUAAUGGUGCUUAUCCUGCUAUAGUGCAAUACGAUAUGGGCAAAAUGCUCGAAAGUGGUAGAUUUGAAACCACAGGAGGACUGCACCCUCCACCCCGACUUUUGAUGACAGCAAUAAGUGACCUCAGGUCAAAUCCAGAUCCAGAAUCAAGCUCUCUUCGACGGUACCUGAAUAAAACACGAGAAAAGAAACCUGCAUACGGAUUUCCAGGAAGACAUCUGGAUGUUCUAUUUGCCGUGGAUUCCCCUCGCAGAGCGACUGAUGCCCCCUACCAAAAUUGCCAAUGUGUUGUUGUCAGUAGACCUGAACGUUUAUCCGACGAGGCUGAGAUUUCCAAUGGGCCCAUAGGCUCUGGGAACCAAGUUGUGAAAAGCGCCGAACAUCGCGAUAUAUUGUGGGAAAGACACAAAAUACUUUGCGUUGAGAUGGAGGCAGCGGGUGUGAUGAACUCGUUUCCAAGUCUUGUUAUACGUGGCAUUUGCGACUAUUCUGAUUCUCAUAAAACCAAAGCCUGGCAGGAGUAUGCAGCUGCAACUGCCGCAGCAUAUGCAAGACUAUUAUUAUCUGUGUUGCGGGAUCACCAUGACGAAUAUUCAAGAAUCCGUCUACAUCCCCCUCAAAAGACCAAAGCUCGUGACAUUAUUCCAGAGUGCAGUCAAGCCUUUGGCAGCUCCCCUUUGGAUGCCAGAGACAUUGAUACUUUGCGCAGUGGUGAACUUGUACCAAUUCAAGGUAACGAUUCACAUGAAGCCCAAUUUGAUCGCUUAGCUUUAUUCGAAGCUUUAAAGCCUGAAGCCCAGCCGGAAGAAGAUCUUGCAAAAAACAUCCGAUUUUCGAAGACAAGUCCGUCUUGGAACCCGUGGCCGAAAGACAUCAACUCAUUUUAUCUCCUUGAAAGCUUAAACCGCUGGGUUUCAGAUCCACUCUGUUCAUUGCUCAUGGUGAGAGGAACCCCCGGUCGUUCGCUGUCUGAACUACCCAGUUCGGAAGACUUCCUGUGCGCUAUCGUACAGUUAUUGCGAGGGAAGGCAGAUUUUCCAGUUGUGUGGGCAUUUUCAAACAGAGAUAGAGCUCAGUCGAACUUGAAUGACCUGAUCAAGACAAUAAUUUAUCAAGGGCUGGGUCUUCUCUCUGAUGGAACCCUAGAGAAUAUAUCACGAAAUUGGGCUUUAUCUCAAGCUUUCAAUGAAGAAAGACUUUUCAAUCUAUUGUACGACACGCUGCAACUUCUUCCUCAAUGCUUUCUUGUUCUUGAGGUUAAAAAUGCAACUCUAGCAUCAAAGAUUCACGACACCAUUGAACAGUUGAUCAAAUCCUCAGAGCUAAAUUUGAAGAUCAUGAUUGUUGCAUAUGAUCUAGACUGGAGGACAUCUAAUGGCAUUUCGAUAGAGAAUUGCUUAAUGCCAUCGAUUCGACUGCGUGGGUCACAGCCUGGCUGGGUUUCAUGCUGGAAUAACUUCAAACCACAAUUCUUAUAG